Messenger RNA from Ectocarpus siliculosus, 2473 nucleotides. NCBI's taxonomy places the organism in Eukaryota, Phaeophyceae, Ectocarpales, Ectocarpaceae. The record is from the annotation of a GenBank genome assembly.
CAGGGCCAGAAAAACCGAGACAUCUCCGAGACAACCACCAGAACAGAGAGUGCUGCAUGAGCCCAGCUUGACCACAGGGGGCAGACAGCGACGCAAGCCGGGAGAGGGAGGGGGGCGUGUGGUGAGGGCCACACAUAUGAGCCUGGAAACCAGCAGCAGGAUCCUCCGUGCUGUGUCUCCCGGCGGGGUUUCGCCCGCGGUGUGGAGCGAGUUUUCGCGCGGUUACCAAGCGCUGUCUCCUGACGAAACGCGAUCCUCUAAUAUGUGCGUUAGAGCCGGCGCGACGAUGUCCACGAAACGUCAGGGCUACCAAACAAAGACCGAGGCGACGGAGCCGCAGCCGACACAGCAGCAGCUCUUCCGCCAGCUGGGGCCUUCCAUCGAAGCCGCCGCUGGAGGUGGAUUAGAUAACCCGAGGCUCAAGCGCAACAAGCCCGUCAAGUGGAGUGCGGAGGAGGAUCGUAGGCUCCGAGACGCUGUUGUCAGGUUCUCUGAAGCGCGUUGGAAGGACAUCGCUAGUCUGGUGGAGACGCGCAAUCACGUUCAGUGCUUGCAGCGGUGGAAAAAGGUUCUGAAGCCGGGGCUCGUCAAGGGGCAGUGGAGCGCCGAAGAGGAUGACCGGCUGGUGGGACUGGUGGAGAAGGGGUUCCGUAACUGGGGACAGGUGGCGUCGUUUAUGGACGGAAGGACUUCCAAGCAAUGCCGUGAACGGUGGUGCCACCACCUCGAUCCUGCGGUACGCAAGGGCGGCUACACCACUGAGGAAGACGAGCUCAUCAUUUUCUUGCAGGGGGAGGUCGGAAACCGGUGGGCAGACAUCGCGAAACGGUUGACAGGGAGGACGGAAAACGCUGUCAAGAUCCGCUGGAAAGCCCUGAACCGGCGCCAGCGGGACGCGCGGAACAAAGCCGCGGCGGCGGCGGCUUCUCCCGCCGCCCCAACCGGCCACCGGCUGCUGCCCCGUCCCGCCGGCGCCGGCGCCUCAAACGACCCGCUGUCGUCAUCGUCGUCGUCGUCGUCGUCGUUGUCCGACGCCGGCGGCAGGGGCGCCGUGGAUGGGCGAGAAAAGGUGACGGGGGGUAUGAUGGUCGGGCCUGGAGGCGGCGGCGGUGGAGGGAAAACUGUCGCUCGAACAUCGUCGACGUCGUCUUCCUCCUCCUCUUCCUCGUCUUCCGCCGCCGCUGCCCAUGGAGGCGGCGGUUCCUCGUCCUCUAAAGUUGCAUCUCGGAGGCAAAAAGGCGGGGGCGGCGGUGCUCGGGCGGCGUUGGAUACACCGGCGGCGGCGUCCGGCGUGGCGGGACCGGGAGGGAUGUCGAUGAGCUUUUCAAACUUGCCGCUGUCAUCGUCGUUGGCGGACAUCAAGCCGAACCUGACCCCGGCGGAGGCAGGGGCUAUCCACGCGGAGCAAGCACGGCGCUCUCUCUCGUAUCCCUCCGCCUUUGCCGCCGCUAGCGCGGCAACCUCCCCCUCCCCGGGCUACCCGAUCAACGACGCCUCCGCGGGAGCCGCCGCGACCUGCGCGUCUUUGGGGAGAAUAGACCGGCCCCCGGGCGUCGGGGUCGGCGCGGGUUUUCAACAAGAAUCUGAACAGGCGGUAGCGGGCAGCUGCUGCGGGGGCGGGAGAGAAGGGGGAGAAGGAAAGAGCGGCCGCCAGCAUUGGUCGCAGAAGGGUGUCGGCGGCGAAGCGUCGUCGUUCGAUGACCGGGCCCCCUUGACCGGGUCUGGGUUGGCUGCCGCUGCUGCCGCCGCCGCGUCCGCCGUUUCUGGUUCGGGAAUGGUCCCCGCCGUCAAGGGGGCGGCGGCGCCGGAAGGCGCGCGGACCUCGCCGUCGCGCCGGUAUCCUUUCGCUUCCGGCGACGGCAGCGGUGGCGGAGGCGGAGGCGAAGAGCGCCCGGCGGGCAACGGCGGCAAGAUGGAGGGCGCCGGCGACGGCGGCCUGCACCGCCUGUGCGCGGCUCUGGCCAACGUCGAGGCCAUGGACAAUAUGCACAGGCGAGGAGGCGGUGCUGUCGCCGCUGCCCCCGCCGCGCGCACGGCACCAUCAUCCCGAGCCUCGCUCAAGCGGGCAGAGCUAGAGGGCGGCGGCGGCGGUAAGCGUAGUGACCGCUCGACCCCGUCCGGGGAGGAGGAGGGACAGCAGCAACAGCAUGUCGGGGGCAAGUCGCCGGGCGCCGCCGCCGCUGGUACUUCGCGCACGAAACGCGCUAGGGAUGAUGGUGCUGAGGUCGGCAAGGCGCAAGUAUCGGCACGAGGAGCGGCGGCGGCGGUGGAGGGUGGAGGAUCACCGAGUAAGGUGGCGUCUCCUCCGGCUAAGAGAGCGGCCAGGUCCCCGGCCAACAGCGACGCCGCUGUGCCGACGUCAUGCUCACCACCGGCCGCCGCCGCCGCCGCCAGUCCGGCUGCCGCUCCGGGCGCAGCGGCUGUGGCCGGCAGUCUUGCAUCUCAUGAUUUAGAUACUAGUUCGUCGUCGUGA